Molecule: messenger RNA, 777 nt
Organism: Fusarium verticillioides 7600
Lineage: Eukaryota; Fungi; Ascomycota; Sordariomycetes; Hypocreales; Nectriaceae
Exons: 2
Coding region: 157-441 (94 amino acids)
Source: RefSeq, a predicted model, not a curated record
AGCGAAAUGAUAUAAGACAAUGCCCAAUUCAGCUUGUUCAGACCGUCAUCAUUACUGAACACUCAUCAACAAAGACAAGCAUCUCAUCUCUGCUAAUGUCACGGUCCUACAAUUGUCAUACACAUUCACAAUUCAAUUUUACAACAAACCUUCAUCAUGACGACCAACUCAUUCGGUGGAGCUCUCCCUCGCUUUGACUUCCCGUCCCAACCAGCCCCAUCUGUAUCACGCAUGGCGCGCAUCCACAAAGCCCUCCCAGUUGUAUUAGUCGCAGCAACAGUGGCUGCUGUAGCACUCAAGACUAUCCAAGAGGCCAGAGAGUCUCACGCCUCCAUUCACGCCAUGUUGUUCGGCCGCGCUCCAGCACAAGGCCUGGUACCUCGAGGACAAGGCAUCAUUGACAAGCAAAACGUUGACUUGGGCGCAAAGGUGAACAAGUAACAGGCUUCAGAUCCAAAUGGAAUUUAUCUGCCAAACGAAUGAAUAGGAUGCAAGUCUGGGACAUUAUAUUAACGAGAGCUGGGCUGGACCCCGUGUAUCAUUUAAUCAAUAUGAACACUAUUGCAACGCUUCUUGAAAUUCGCAACAUCGUUGAGCUGCUAAAAUGAGAUCAUGGUGAGGAGCAUUGACCACUUCUAAAACGUUGUCAGUACUUGCUGUUAUCUGCAGUGCGCUAGAAAGCCUGGUAAGGGGGGUUUCCAUACACACGCAUGUGAUUAUGUGUUGUGACAGCCCCCAGACUUAGCACUACCGAGGCGCGGUCUUGCAAAACUGGCA